AUGGCGGACGGCGAAGCUCUCCUAGCACAAGCGGCUUCGGCUCCUGAAACUCCGCGACGCAAGCUGAAAAAGAAAUCUGAAGGGAAGGGGGCAAACAAAUUGGGGAGAUCAUCAUCACAGAGUAAGAAGCGGGAACUUAAGCGAAGCAACAGUGGGGGCAUCGCGGCUAACAAGACCAAGGGAAGAGUCCAUCGAAGCCUAAGUGAAGAUGACGGGGAAUCUAAGCCAAACCAGAAGCUGAAAAAUACGAGUAAGGCGACUGAAACAUCAUCACUUUCUUCAUCAAAACGGCACAAAAGGAAAGCAAAAAAAGAAGCUUCUGGAGCGUCUGAAACAAGAACAAGAUCUCCAAGGACUUCAAAAUCACCGACAAGGAGAUCCAUGUCACCACUAAAUUUGAUAUCUCCAAGAAGCCGUCGCGAAGAGAGCAGCAAGAGUCCUAAGAGCCCUAAGAGCCCACUCGCCGAAGGUGGUCAAUUGACCAAACUUUAUUCUUGGUGGGACAUAGCCCCCAAGCAUGCCAAGCUGGAAUCAGACGAUGGCCGAGAUAGAACCCCGUCACCGCCGCCACCACCGCCAACUUCAAGGCAUCCAGCAUCUGCACGAUCGACGAACACUCGAACAAUGAUGCGAAAAACAUCGGAUAGGGAACUCCCUCCUGUUCCGAAGUCAGCUGUUGUCACCAAACGCAAGAUAUCCAGAAGGCCGCGCAAGGGUAGCUUUGACUCGAUUGAAGAGCAUGAUGGUCUCGAAGCUACCAAGACUUGGCUGUCAGCGGAUGUAGGGGGGAAUGAUAACGACGACGACAGUAGCAAGAAAUCGAAAUCGAAAUCGAAAAAGAAACGUCCAACGCAUCAAAAACAAAAGUCGGAGAAGGUUUCCAGCAAUUAUGCCACGUUGUUGGAUUCACCAUCCACCUCUUCCAUGACAUCAACAACUUCGGGUGAAUCACUAAAGGACCGCCUAAAAGACGCUAGACCAAUACCGCAAGUGGCAUCUCUGGGGCAACUAUUUGACAUUGCCCAAGGGGACACAGGGGCAGCGAAUGAUACUGAUUCGGAAGAUGAUAGCGUAGGUACUUUUGCGUCAGAACAACAAGUCAAGUGGUUCGAACUAGAACUAAAUAAUCCGGCCGAUAUUGUCAUCAAGGCGAUGGGUGAGGAUGGUUCCCUAGAAACUACCACCGUACCAGCUGACAGUGCCAUGAUGAAUACCUUGUCAGAUGAUAUUAGCGAUUCCUUCCGCAGCACAAAUUCGAAACACAAGCAUUCUACGAAACGUUCCAAGACUCCCUCCUUGGAUGAAACGAUUGCCAGAGAUCAGAGAUUUUUGCAAAAUAGACCAUCUGACGAACGAACGAGUUGUACGCUGGGAACGGGGGGAACGGCCGAGUCGGAACAGACAGCAAAGGCUGCGAAUCAUGAUGCAAGAGUAAGCGACACGGUCCCUACAUUUGGUUCUCAGGAUCUCAAGACAGAGGAGGAGGAGGAUGAUAACGACAAUGAUGACGAUGGUGAUGAUGGCAAUGACAAACUAGACGACGCGAGUAGUCAUUCUCGAUCGUCCGGUAGAUCCACCAAGUCUUCCAAGUCUUCUAAAUCCAACAAGUCGUCUAAGUCUUCUAAGUCACUUCCCACAAGACGUGGCGGUAAAAAGAAGAAGAAAGACGCAAAUCUAGCUUCCUCCAAUCAUGAGCCCCGCCGAACAGUCCGACGAAGUAAAUCCAAUCGACGGCAGGCACGACCCAAGUCAGAGGGUGGUCCUCGUUCCCGCAGCCGUUCCGGUCGGGCAACUCGCAAAGGUUCCAGUCAUCCCACGAAACCAGAGAAGCCGUCCUCGUCCUCGUCGGAGAUUGACGAGUUUAUGGCCAUGACCAAAGAAAAAUCAAAUACCGCUGAAAUCAAGGAGAACACGGAUGGUACCAUGAGCACCGCAACGGAGAGUACCAUGACUCCGGACACGACGACGAGAUCUCGUCGCGGUUCUGUGGGGGCUAUAAACCAAACUCUGAUACAGAACUUUCAGUUAACAUUUUAG
Molecule: messenger RNA, 2037 nt
Organism: Cylindrotheca closterium
Lineage: Eukaryota; Bacillariophyta; Bacillariophyceae; Bacillariales; Bacillariaceae
Source: the annotation of a GenBank genome assembly